CCCGUGUGUACCACCACCGAGCGAACAGAAAAACUCUCUCUCUUCCCAAUGAGUUCGUUCAACCUCGGUACAGAAACUCUUUCUGUCCCUCUGUCCCUCCUCCCGAUGCCUUCUCUACUCUGAACACUCUUCUUUGUUUUCAAAUCGGCAGCUCUUGUCCCUUGACAACAUGAACGGCUCUCUGCGCUUCUCGCCCAACGUGGUGGACAUGAAGCUGAAGCGGGGACCGGCAGGUCUGGGCUUCAAUAUAGUUGGAGGCGUGGACCAGCCGUACGUUGACAAUGACAGUGGAAUAUUUGUGUCCAAAAUAAAAGAAGAUGGAGCCGCGGCGUUGGACGGAAGACUGGAGGAGGGGGACAAGAUCCUGGCGAUCAAUGGUGUCCAGCUGGAGGACCUGACACACGGAGCUGCAGUGGAUCAUUUCAGGACAGCUGGGGAGGAUGUGGAGCUCCUUGUUUUGAAAAAGUUUCCCCUCCACAUGAACGGACCGUCAGACUCGCAGCCCGAUCACCAAUCCUCCGCGUUCUCUCUGGGAAUGUUGGCUGCUUUGGCAGGAGCUGCCGUCCUCUUCUCCUUCAUUUUCACGCGGCACAUUAGGAAACACUUUUAACUAAUAUCCGGUGACGUUUGUCCUGUACGCUAAUUUUUUUUUAAGAUCAAAGGCCAAAGAACUUUAAAAGAGGGAAGAAACUACGCAGUAGAUCUUAUUUUUUUAUUAGUACGCGUCGGGGUGUCACUGGCGAGUUUAACCAUUGUUCAUGUUUAUCAUGUGAUUAAUGGUAAGCUUCUCCUUGACGCCCCCUUUCCUAUGCAAAAUUAUGCUCUCUCACCACAGAGAUAACUUCUAUUAGCUACCUUUUGUGGUGUGAAUCGAUGAAGAAGAAGGAUGUACACAUGACAUUCCUGCCGCUGAGCUGAGCUCGGGCAAGAAACAAGUGGCUUCCCACACGCAGCAGAAAAUGAUUAAACGCCUUGUGUCAAGUCCAGACUGAAAAUCGGGGUCCAUUCACAAACUGAGAAAAGCAGCGGUGUGUUCGGUCCCUCUCGGGAACUGUACCUCCAUCACCGAGGGGGCUGAUGUGAGGGGAAGAACCUUCUGUAAUUCGUUCAGAGUUUGAUUUUCAUUUUGCUCGGUUGCACAGAAUCGUAGGAGGAGCAGCAGCAGCCUCCUGCUGUGCUGCUCGGAUUGUGCCGGAGGUGGAAAUAAUUUGCAGUUAAUGGACCUUUUUUUCUAGUGUCUUUUAGCUUUUCCGUUUCCAAGCGGUCGGUCCUCGUUUCUCCUCUUUGUUGGAUCAAAAUGAAAAUCAUCCCCCCACGUUCCGUCAAUAACAUGAAAUUAAAGGGCACAGCUGGUGAUUUCGUUUUUUUUUUCUUUUUAUUGACAACAAAUCCCCUUAAAAAGCUCCAAACCAACAGUCGGUUACUUUGUCUCUUAAUAGCUUAUAACUUCUACAGCCAUAAGCCCAUUUCUUCUAGAUGUACAUAUUUUAAAAACAGGUCACAAAUAUAAAGUCUAAUUUAUAUUUAUAACCUGUUUUAAUUAAAAACGGCUUAAAAUAACUUGAUGUUGUAGGUUUCAGCAAACUACAGGAAACGGUGAAGUUAUUGGGGACUAUUUUCUACUGCGGCUUGAUACAGUGUUUAUGUUAUUGACUCAAAGUAAGAUAUUGAUCCAAUGUUUAUCUUUAAUGUAGAAACAUGUCAACCAUUCAAAGCUUUGGCUGAUUUUAUCAACUGAGCUCGUUGAGCUGUUUGGCACAGACUCGUUAGUUUGUUGGGAUUUUGUUGACGAUAAAAAAAAUAUAGAUUCUUUCACCAGAUUUGCACUUGAUCACCAAGUAGUCUUCACUUUGAAGAGGUUAUUAUAAAGUGUCACAGUGUUUCACUCGGGGUUCGACCAUUGAAUAUAUACUGUAUCAUGUGGCGAGCAAUGUUCAGUCACAGCCGAAAACUCAGAGAGAGACGCCGCCAUGUUUGUUUGUGUCAAAGCCAUUUUUUAAAAACCUAAAUCCUGCGUACGUCACGUCGCACGUUCCACUUCCUGGUCUGUCUCGUGGGUUGAAAAUGAAAAAAAGUUGGAGGAUGUUGUAUUAGAGUGAAUGAGUUGUUCUUUUGUGUGUGAAGCAGCCAGUUCCAGUUAAAGGGAUUUUUUUUCCUGGGAUAUGAGUUGCUGUCAAACUUUAAAUGUUUAUUUGUUUGGUGGUUUUUUUUGCACUAUCCACAAUCAUGGACCUACUCCAGUAAAACGGCCAUAGAGCAGAUGAAAGUGUAUCAAGUUAUAUUUUGUCUACACGUGUGUCAGCGUCCGCAGCGCUUCUAUGAUGAUGUCAUUAUAUCCGACUGUCUUUGGCUCUCGUUGUUUGUAAAUACAUUUCAUGUCGCUCUGCUGAUAGGGACUGAAUACGUGCAGUGUAAUGCCAGAGGGAAAAUAUCAGAGGUAACUACUACUUAAUUAUGCAAAUACUGUGUGUUUGACAUCCAGGCACCGAUUAAAAUUCAUGAUGAAUUCA
Scophthalmus maximus (turbot) is the source of this 2510-nucleotide messenger RNA. RefSeq names its product synaptojanin 2 binding protein (gene synj2bp). The record is from RefSeq and is a predicted model, not a curated record. The coding region runs from base 170 to 610 and encodes 146 amino acids. NCBI's taxonomy places the organism in Eukaryota, Metazoa, Chordata, Actinopteri, Pleuronectiformes, Scophthalmidae. The transcript has 4 exons. Gene Ontology annotation, molecular function: protein binding.